AUGCCGCCCAAGAAGAAGGGCAACAAGAAGGCCAACGAUGAUUGGGAGGCCGAGCUCGGCGAGCAAAUCGCACCCGCAGCUGAGCCCAACGGUGCCGCCCCGCCCGCCGAGAAUGUCGAUGCUCCCGCUGAAGAGGAGGAGACCGGCGGCGGUGGUGGUCUCAUGGGUCUGAUGCGCAAGAAGAAAGAUAAAAGGAAGAAGCAAGGCCUGUCCGAGGACUUUGUGGAGGGCGAAGACCCAUCAGGAAACGCCCAAGCCCCCCAAGAGGCCACCAUGGAUGACGAGUUUGCAGAGCCGGUGAAGAAGGGCAAGGGUGGGAAGGAUAAGGCUGCUCCCGCCCCAGCCGCUGAUGCAGGCGAUGGUGAGGAUGGAGGCGGCAGGGUCAAGACAAAGGCCGAGAAGGAGAGGGAAAAGAAAGAACGUGAGAAGCAGCGAAAGAAGGAACAGGCCGCCAAGAAGAAGGCUUCCGGUCCCGCAAAGGCUGAGCCGGCGAAGGCUGCUGCCCCUGAAAAGAAGGAAGCAGCCCCCACGCCAGCAGCCGCGCCCGCCGCCGACGCUGGUGGCAAGAAGAAGAAGAUACCCGCUCACCUCUUGGCUAUCCAGAAGCAGCAAGAGGAGCUAAGGAGACGCCAGGAGGAGGCCGAGAGACGUGCCGCAGAGGAGAAGGCGAGGAUAGAAGAGGAGGAGCGCAGGGAGGCCGAGGAGGCCAAGCGUAGGGAGGAGAUGAAGGCGCUGAAAAAGCAGAAGGAAAAGGAGAAGAUUGAGCAGCUCAAGAAAGAGGGCAAGUUCCUGACUAAAGCACAGAAGGAGGCUAGGGCACGCAACGAAGCCAAGCUGCAACAGAUGAUCGCUGCAGGUAUCAAAGUCGGCGCUCUGGACGAGAGUGGUGAGGCUUCUGAGAAAAAGGAAAAGAAGACCGACAACAAGAAGAGCAAGAAGAAGGCAGAAAAGGUCGACGAAGAUAAAAUUCUUGCCGAGGCUGCUGAACGCGCCAGGCAGCAAGCCGAGGCUGAGCUCAAGGCAGCCGAAGAGAAGGCCCGCUUGGCCAAGGAAAAGGCCGAAAAGGAAGCUGCCGAGAAGAAGGCGGCCAGCAAGGUCGACAGCGACCUCGAGGACGACUGGGAGGCGGCGGCGGCAGAGGAGGAUGACGACCUCAAAGAAAGCUGGGAUGCCGAUUCUGACGAGGAAGCUGCCAAGAAGAAGAAGAAGCCUGAUGAGAAGGCAGAUGCCAAGGCGGAUGAGGAUGGCUCGGAUGCUGACGAGGAGACCGAGGAGGACUCGGAAGACGACUCUGAAGAAUCCGAAGACGAAAGAGAAACGGCCGCCCAGGCAGCUGAGAACCAGCGUAAACGGGAGGCAGCAGAGAGGCGAGAGAAGGCACACCAGGCGGCUUUGGCAGCGCGAUCCAAGGACAACUUGCGGUCACCAAUUUGCUGUAUUCUGGGCCACGUCGACACUGGAAAGACAAAGCUUCUGGACAAGAUCCGUCAGACAAACGUCCAAGAGGGUGAAGCUGGUGGUAUCACACAGCAAAUCGGCGCCACAUACUUCCCUGCCGAUGCCAUCAAAGCAAAGACGGCUGUUGUCAACAAGGAUGGCAGCUUCGAGCUCAAAGUACCUGGUCUCCUUAUCAUCGACACACCCGGUCACGAGUCUUUCUCCAACUUGCGGUCUCGUGGAUCAUCGCUCUGCAACAUCGCCAUCUUGGUUGUUGAUAUCAUGCACGGAUUGGAGCCCCAGACACUAGAGUCGAUGCGCAUGCUCCGUGAGCGCAAGACGCCCUUCAUCGUGGCUCUCAACAAAAUCGAUAGGUUGUACGGAUGGAAGAAGAUCGACAACAACGGUUUCCAAGAGUCAUUGGCACUGCAGCCCAAGAGUGUGCAGAACGAGUUCAAGAACCGUCUCGACCAGACCAAACUCGCUUUUGCCGAGCAGGGAUUCAACGCCGAACUCUUCUACGAGAACAAGUCGAUGGCCAAGUUUGUGUCUCUGGUGCCCACCUCUGCCCACACGGGUGAGGGUAUUCCUGACAUGCUCAAGCUGAUCCUGCAGCUCACCCAGGAGCGCAUGGUUGGCUCGCUGAUGUAUCUGUCUGAGGUCCAGGCAACGGUUCUGGAAGUCAAGGCCAUUGAGGGUUUCGGAAUGACCAUUGAUGUUAUCUUGAGCAACGGUAUCCUUCGCGAGGGUGACCGUAUUGUGCUCUGUGGUACAGAAGGAGUCAUCAAGACCAACAUCAGAGCGCUGCUAACACCAGCACCUAUGAAGGAGUUGCGUCUCAAGUCGGCCUAUGUGCACAACAAGGAGGUCAAGGCCGCAUUGGGUGUCAAGAUCAGUGGUCCUGGUCUGGAAGGUGCCAUCGCUGGUUCACGAAUGCUUGUUGUCGGUCCGGACGAUGACGAAUCUGACUUGGAAGAGGAGGUCGAGUCGGAUCUGGCUCAUUUGUUCAGCCGUGUCGCCAAGUCUGGUCGUGGUGUCAGUGUGCAAGCCUCGACUCUUGGUUCGCUCGAGGCCUUGCUUGACUUCUUGAAGGACUGCAAGAUUCCCGUGGCCAACGUCGGUAUCGGCCCGGUGUAUAAGCGUGAUGUCAUGCAGUGUGGUAUCAUGCUCGAGAAGGCACCAGACUAUGCUGUCAUGCUCUGCUUCGACGUCAAGGUCGACAAGGAGGCAGCUCAAUAUGCUGAAGAGCAGGGCAUCAAGAUUUUCACGGCGGACAUCAUCUACCACCUUUUCGAUGCCUUUACCAAGCAUCAAGCUGAACAGCUGGAGAAGAAGAAGGAGGAGGCCAAGCUCUUGGCCGUCUUCCCUUGUGUUCUCAACCCUGUUGCCGUAUUCAACAAGACUGGACCUAUAGUCGUCGGUGUCGAUGUUGUUGAGGGCCAGCUCCGGGUUGAUACACCCAUAGCAGCUGUCAAGACGAACCCGGUCACUGGCGCCAAGGAGAUCAUAAGCAUGGGCCGAGUUUCAUCCAUUGAGCGUGAUCACAAGGCCAUGCCAGUUUGUAAAAAGGGACAGCCUUCGGUGGCCGUCAAGAUUGAGAUGGGUGGCCAUCAGCCUACGUACGGCCGACAGCUAGAGGAGAAGGACGUGCUAUACAGUCUUAUCUCUCGUGCCAGUAUUGACUGUCUGAAGGACUUUUACCGUAAAGACGUGUCGAACGACGAGUGGUUGCUUAUCAAGAAGCUCAAGCCGCUGUUCGACAUUCAUUAG
This is a messenger RNA of Pyricularia pennisetigena, 3207 nucleotides long. RefSeq lists its product as uncharacterized. The transcript is spliced from 4 exons. The record is from RefSeq and is a predicted model, not a curated record. NCBI's taxonomy places the organism in Eukaryota, Fungi, Ascomycota, Sordariomycetes, Magnaporthales, Pyriculariaceae. Gene Ontology annotation, molecular function: GTPase activity; GTP binding; translation initiation factor activity. The coding region runs from base 1 to 3207 and encodes 1068 amino acids.